Molecule: messenger RNA, 2251 nt
Organism: Fukomys damarensis (Damara mole-rat)
Lineage: Eukaryota; Metazoa; Chordata; Mammalia; Rodentia; Bathyergidae
Gene: Iqck
Product: IQ motif containing K
Exons: 9
Coding region: 20-1006 (328 amino acids)
Molecular function (GO): protein binding
Source: RefSeq, a predicted model, not a curated record
UACCACGGAAACUGCGAUCAUGGCGGCGACUCGGCUCUUUCCUAGUCGUUCGGUCCAGCGUGAAGAACCCACAGGCUCUGCUGAUUCAUUGGUCACCACCCCGACCUCUGUGCCCACUGUGUCUCCCGUGUCUCCUGAAUCUGUCUCCCCGGGGCAAGUCGCCGAGCCACCCGGCAAAAAUCUGUGGGAGCAGAUCUGUGAGGAGUAUGAAGCUGAGCAGCCUCACUUUCCAGAAGGAUAUGUAAUCAAACAAGAAGCUCCAGUUACUGUUUCACUAUGGGAGGAGCUGGGUUCCCGUGACCUCAACACAGAGCACUAUUUCCCAGCUCCCCAUUCCACCAUCGUCUCAAACACACCCUGUCCUCAAAAGAAACCGGAAACGAUCAAUCCAAAAACAUGUUCACCUAGAGAAUAUUUGGAAACAUUCGUCUUCCCAGUCCUGCUUCCUGGAAUGGCCGGCCUCCUUCAUCAAGCGAAACAAGAAAAGUGUUUUGAGAGGAAAAGAACCAAAUUCAUUGCCUGUGAUUUCCUGACCGAGUGGUUGUACAACCAAAAUCCAAAGAGGAUAGGGGAGCCGUUCACAGAAUUCUUCUCCAUCCCGUGUGUGGAGGAAUGGCUAAUGCACCACCCCCGGCCAGCAAUCCCGCUCUCCCUCCUACUGACAGAAGAGGAAGCAGCAGUUAUCAUCCAGUCCUUCUGGAGAGGCUAUCUGGUUCGCUGUGAUCCUGAGAUUCAAGAGUUGCGUCAGUGGCAGAAGAAGCUCCGUGAAGACAGGCACAUUCACCAGCGAGUGCAAAUGUUCUGGGCCAAACAAGAACAAAAAGUCAGUGCCAUGCUGUGUGUCCAGCUGACUUUUCUGUCCAGCAGAUUCAGAACUCACUGGGAUCACCUUCUUGUCCAUACAGGACAAAGAAAAGCAUCUCCUCCCAUCACUGACCCCAGCAAUACCCUGAGCUUUUCAUUUUGGUGGGUGGUGGGGAAGUGUGUGGUGAAAAGAUUGGGUUGAGUCAAAAGCCUGGAUCUAUCAUUGUCUUUAGUGAAAAUUCCUUCCGUCAGUACCUUGACCUGCAAAACACACUUUCAACCUUUCUCUGAGCUGAAAGAAGGGCGGCCCUGGACAGCACUGCGGUGGCUGUGUACCUUCAGGUGAGCUCUGGGAGCACAAUAGCCCUGUGUUCCUCCUGGUGGACCGGCAGGGUCAGGACCGGACACUCCACGGAUCCUGCUGCGACUGACCUUGUCUACACAUCAGCGUUUCCUGUUGCCAAAUCCUAAGUGUGUCUGAAUAUGGAAAUCGAUCCUGACUCCCUUUCAUCUCUCUGCAGUGAAAUGCAGAAUGGACGACCACGAGGCGCCUGGAGUCGAGAUCGCAUCACCAUAGCCACGCUGGUGUCUCUGCCAGCAGGGCACAAAUUAUCCUGUGCGCGUGAGGAAAAUGUCCACAUUGUGCUUUUUCUCUGUCACUUUUUUAAGGAAAAGACUUAGCACAUGUGAAAACAGAAUCUUUUCUGCACAAGAUUAGGAUUUGCCGCAGACAUCUUCGUGCAAAAAGUUUAAAAAGACACGUCUUAAAUUUCUUCAUUAUCUCCAAAUCAUUCUUUCAUCUAUGUAUUUCUUCAGUGCUUUAGAUGUUACCCUUUCAGCCAGUUAUUCUUAAGAUCCAUGAUGGGAUUCUAACCCUGAGAUGGAACUGCCAUUGUUAGCAGUUUGCCCACUUUUGCAAGAUCUGUGUUUUAUCUCCGAUCUCUGAGUUUUUUUGCUUUUGCAGGGGUGGAACUCAAGGCCUCAUGGUAUGUGCCAGUCAAGAGUUCCACUUCUGAGCUAUGCCCAUGUCAGUUCAAAAUAAGGCAUUUAAACCCAGACAUCAUUACUAAGAAUUUGCGUUGUCUCUAGGCCCCACAGUAUUAUAGAAAGUUCCUGUUUGUGUGAGUAAAUGAACUUAUGACUCUCAUUUGUUCUGCGGUUUGCAGUUAAGCAGGAUUCUCCCAUUCACAAAGCCACGGACUCAUCCUAAAGCCUAGGAGCGGUAUGGGGUUGUUUUGACAGGCUAGCACACGUCUUAAGUAAAUAGUAAAGCCUUUAUUUUCUGUGUUAAGAACAGCAUUUUGAAAAUAAAACCUAUCUGCUCAUGCUUAACAACCUUUUAAAUCUGUAAUAUUUAUACAGUCAUGUAUGGUACACACUGAUUGUCUUGAAAUUUCUGAAUGAUUUUUUAUAAGUAUGCAAGUCAGCCAGGGGAAGAUAAAGGUAC